Molecule: messenger RNA, 1369 nt
Organism: Anopheles stephensi (Asian malaria mosquito)
Lineage: Eukaryota; Metazoa; Arthropoda; Insecta; Diptera; Culicidae
Gene: CSN6
Product: COP9 signalosome complex subunit 6
Exons: 4
Coding region: 115-1251 (378 amino acids)
Biological process (GO): protein deneddylation
Cellular component (GO): COP9 signalosome
Molecular function (GO): protein binding; metallopeptidase activity
Source: RefSeq, a predicted model, not a curated record
AAUCAAAACAAUGUCAAUUUUCUUCACAACUGCGGGCAUAAUAACACAACUCGCACCACAAACGAUACACACUAUUGUCCUCCCUAUUUUAGUAGAAGCAUUUCACACCCAACCAUGAGCCAACCGACGGAGGAAAAGAUGGACAUCGAUAAUGAGAGUGCGUCCGCUACCGGGAGCACCUCAUCGGGCGCAUCACUCGCCGCGAUGCCAGCGGUUGCAUCCACCUCGAAAGCUUCCUCACCACCGGGCGCUGUGUCGGAUAUGGAUAGUGCCGGUAGCAGUAGUGGUUCCGGCAGCGGGAAAGCGAUGGCCACCGUUCCCGGGCAGUCGGCGGUCGGCGAGGGAAGGAAUGUGAUGGCUGGCAGUGCAACGAUUCCGUCGGUUACCUGCUCGCUACAUCCGCUGGUGAUUAUGAACAUUGCGGACCACUGGACGCGUACCCGGGCACAGAAGAGCAGCAAACCGUUGGUGUUUGGUGCGCUGAUUGGCAAGCAGAAGGGCCGCAACAUUGAGGUGAUGAAUUCGUUCGAGCUGAAGUACGACAUAGUGAACGAUGUGGUGAUUAUUGCGAUGGAUUACUAUCAGGUGAAGGAAGAGCAGUAUAAACAGGUGUUUAGUGAUCUCGAUUUCCUUGGCUGGUACACGACAGACACGAUUCCGUCGGAGAAACACAUCAACAUCCACAAACAGAUCUGCGAAAUCAACGAAUGUCCCUUGAUGCUACUGCUCGAUCCGCUUAAUCGUAACAUGAACCUCCCAAUCGCACUGUACGAGUCGGUGAUCGACAUAGUGCAGGGCGAAGCGAUGAUGCUGUUCGUCCCGCUGGUCUACACACUUGCCACGGAGGAAGCGGAACGCAUCGGUGUGGAUCAUGUGGCCCGCAUGUCCAACAAUGAGACUGACACAAACUCCACCGUAGCCGAGCACCUGCUCGCACAGUAUAAUGCGAUCAAGAUGUUAAACUCCCGGGUGAAGAUCAUCCUCGCGUACAUCAAGGCGGUCGAGAGUGAGCAGCUACAACCGAACCAGGAGAUACUGCGGAUGGCUUACUCGCUCAGCCGCCGGCUACCGAUCGUUCAGAAUCCUUCCUUUAAGGAAGACUUUUACACGCAAUCCAACGACGUCGGACUGAUCACCUACCUGGGCGCGCUGACGAAGGUGGCGAACGAUAUGAAUCAGCUUGUGAACAAGUUUAACGUGCUCUACGACCGUCAAGCGAUGGGACGACGUUUACGGGGCAUUUUCUUCUAAGCAGCUCCCCAAAUCCGUUGCUACUUACUUUUACGUACGUUUCUUUUACUCACCCCCUUUCGUUCGUUUGCACCCCUUUACGUUCAAUAAACAUGAAGAAAUGUGGCUUUAAAUAGUG